AUGGCGCCUAAAAAAUCAGGAAAGGGCACAAAGCUCCAGUCUGUAGGAGAAGUCGAACCUCAAACAACUGAACUUAUUUUAGAGACAGGUGAAUUGAGAAGAUUCCCGAAAUCAGAGCUAUCUGAGACAGUCGCUAUGAACAGAAUUGUCAGCUCAACCAAAGAAAGAGUUUUAGUAGCAAUAUUAGUAGCGUUUGCUUUGCUUAUCAGAGUUUCUAAUUUGAAUAAUCCAAAUAGUGUUGUUUUCGACGAAGUUCAUUUUGGUGGAUUUGCUAAGAAGUACAUCAAGGGAGAUUUCUUUAUGGAUGUGCAUCCACCUUUGGCAAAACUAUUAUUUGCUGCUGUCGGUGCCCUAGGUGGGUUCAAGGGUGACUUUUCCUUUGAGAAAAUCGGUGAUGUUUUCCCACCUAAUGUUCCCUACGUUUUGAUGAGACAACUCAGUGCUUUCAUGGGUGUUGGUACUGUUCUGUUUAUGUACUUUACCUUAAGAGCUACUGGUUGUAAUUCACUUGUCUCAUUCUUUACUGCCGCAUUGUUGAUUAUCGAAAAUGGACUGGUUACUAUCUCUAGAUACAUUUUAUUGGAUUCCCCUCUUAUUUUCUUUAUUGCUGGUACAGCUUACUUUUACACGAGAUCUGAACUUGAAAAGCCUUUGUCCUUCAAUUGGUUUAAAUACCUAGCCAUUUGCGGUUCUUUCCUUGGUUUUGCUUUAUCAUCCAAGUGGGUUGGUUUAUUUACCUUUGCUUGGUUAGGUUUGGCCAACGUUUUACGCCUGUGGUUUGUUAUUGGUGAUUUGACUGUUCCUGUGAAAAGUAUCGUGAAAAACACCUUGGCAAGAGGAAUAAUUUUAGUUGGUAUUCCAACUAUAAUUUACCUCAUUAGUUUUUAUAUUCAUUUCAUUGUGUUGGACAAGGAAGGUGAAGGUGCUGCCUUCAUGAGCUCUGCAUUCAGAACUGAUUUCAAAGAUACGACGGUUCCAAGAGUGACCACAGCAGACGUUGGUGUGAGCUCAAUCAUUACCUUGAAGCACUUGAAUACUCAUGGUGGUUAUUUGCACUCUCAUGACCAUUUAUACGAAGGUGGCUCAAACCAACAACAAGUUACUCUUUAUCCACAUUUGGAUGAAAAUAACAAGUGGGCUAUUGAAUUGUAUAAUGAAACCUCUGAGCCAUUUGAGUUUAUUCCAAUUACCGAUGGUACUAAGAUUAGACUUAAUCAUAUCGUUACCAAUAGAAGAUUACACUCGCAUGACAUCAGACCUGCAGUUUCUGAGAUUGAAUGGCAGAACGAAGCGUCAUGUUAUGGUUUCGAAGGCUUCGAAGGUGAUCCAAACGAUGAUUUUAUUGUUGAAAUCGUAAAAGAUUUAUCUGUUCCAGGUGAAGCUCAAAAGAGAUUGAGAGCUAUCGAUACCGUUUUCAGAUUGAGACAUGCGAUGACAGGUUGUUACCUUUGGUCCCAUGAAACCAAACUUCCUAAGUGGGGGUUUGAACAACAGGAAGUCACCUGUGCCACUCAAGGCAUCAAACCUUUGAGUUACUGGUACAUUGAAGACAACGUUAAUAUUUAUCUACCACCAGAUGCAGAAAAGGUUGGAUAUAGACCUCUGUCUUUUUUCCAAAAGUUUAUUGAAUUGCAUAAGAAAAUGUGGCACGUUAAUAACGGUUUAACUGCUACACAUUAUUACGAAUCUAGACCACUGGAUUGGUUACUCUUAAACAGAGGUAUUUCUUACUGGUCUGCAGCGCCACACCAUAUUUAUCUUUUAGGCAACCCUGUUGUAUGGUGGCCAGCAUCAUUCUUAUUCCUUGGAUUUGCUACCUACUUACUUGUUUUAAUUUUCCAAUAUCAGUUGGGUUAUGAAAUCAAGGUAUCAGACACGACCUUCAACUUCACCUACAAUGUUUUCUCCUUCCUUUUAGGUUGGGGCCUGCAUUUGGCACCAUUUUUCUUAAUGGACAGACAAUUGUUUUUACAUCAUUACUUCCCAGCCCUAUACUUUGCCAUUUUAGCCCUUGGUCAUUGUUUCCAAUUGUUAUAUGUUUCCCUCAAAAACAAGAAAGUAUUGGUGUAUGUUCUCUUUGGUUUAAUGUUCAGCGCAUCCCUCUAUUCAUACUUUGCAAGAUUUCCUAUUACAAACGGUUCUGACUGGACUGUGGAAAAGUGUGAGCAAAGUAAAUGGUUGAAGAGCUGGGAUUACGACUGCUCAAACUUCCCAUCUUCCAAAGCUGAUACCAACGCACCGGUGAAGGCAGGUCAAGGAAACAUUGACUUCAACUCCGCAAUGAAACCUGAAGAAGUUGAACCAAUCGUCGAAAAAGUCGUUGCUAAUGAAACUCCUGUAAAGGAUGAGCUGUAA
Pichia kudriavzevii is the source of this 2355-nucleotide messenger RNA. RefSeq lists its product as uncharacterized. Gene Ontology annotation, biological process: protein O-linked glycosylation via mannose. Bases 1 to 2355 code for a protein of 784 amino acids. Lineage: Eukaryota; Fungi; Ascomycota; Pichiomycetes; Pichiales; Pichiaceae. The record is from RefSeq and is a predicted model, not a curated record. Gene Ontology annotation, cellular component: membrane; endoplasmic reticulum. The transcript has a single exon. Gene Ontology annotation, molecular function: dolichyl-phosphate-mannose-protein mannosyltransferase activity.